AUGCAGCACAACUACAGGCGAAUAAAUUACAUACAGCUUGAGCAUGAGCUGAGUGUAGAGGAGUACUACUCAGCAGAUUCAGGGCUAAGGAUAAUUUUGAGUAAAAUAAAAAGCCCGAAGAUAUAUGGCUAUUUCACAGUAUUAACAGAAGCAGAAAAUGAUGAAGGGUUACCACAUACACUAGAGCAUUUAAUUUUUCUGGGUAGUCACAAAUAUCCGUACAAAGGUUUACUAGACUUUUUAGCUUACAAGUGUUUAUCAGAGGGAACAAAUGCAUGGACAUCUGUGGAUCAUACCUGUUAUACAAUAGAAACAUUUGGUAUAGAAGGUUUUAGUAAUAUAUUGCCAAUCUAUUUAGAUUUUAUAUUAAGUCCAACUUUAGAAGAGGAUAUGUUUUUAUCAGAAGUUCAUCAUAUAUAUGAAAAUGGUACACAUAAUGGUGUUGUAUACUCUGAAAUGAAAUCAGUUGAAAACAAUUGUGAAAAUAUAGUAGAGAGGACAGUAAUAACUAAUUUAUAUACUAAUGAGAAAAGCGGGUAUAGGUAUGAGACAGGGGGUACAUUAGAAGGUUUAAGAAAAACUAAUAAUAAGAGAGUAAAAGAAUAUUUUAAAAAAUUUUACAGACUAAAUAAUUUUGCAAUAAUAAUUUUUGGUAAUUUUGAUAAUGACUGUAUUUUAAAUAUAAUAUAUAAUUAUGAACAAUAUCAUUUAGAAUUAUAUCCAAAUCAAAAAAGAAAAAAAAAAGAGAAUUAUCAAGAUAAUAUGCAACAGGAUUAUAAAGAAUGUGUAGAUAUGUUCGUUCAAGAUAUGCAGAGUGUGUCAAGACCAUGGAAUGAUGAAGCUAAUAUUGAAAAAAGGAAUAACUCAAAAAUAAUAAAAAAAUAUUACCCAUGUAAUAAUUUAAAUAAUGGACAAGUUACUAUCGCAUGGAGAGGAUGUAAAUGGAAUGAUUUUAAAACGAAACUGUCCAUUUCUCUUUUAGGUAAUUAUUUAACCGAUCUGACCACCUCACCCCUUAGUAAGAGGCUCCUAGAGGAUAAGGAAAACACGUAUUGCAGCAGUUUGGACUUUUCCCUCGAGGAUUUGAAGGCCAAUUACUUCACCGUGGAUAUAUAUGACGUUUCCUACAAGUUUAAGGCGCGCGGGCAGGCGGAGAAGACGGGUCAAUUGGAAAAGCUAAAUGAUAAUCCUAUUGAUUCCCUCGCAGAUCAUCCCACUGAUAAAACCGCCAACCCUACUGAUAAAAUUGCCAACCCCACUGAUCAAACCGCCAACCCCAUUGAUUGUAACCCUCUUGCAGAAAAACCGCAAACUGUUAAGAUGAACCUGGUGGGUGAUAUAACGAGGAGCUGCUUGGAGGAAGUGUACGAUCACCCAAUGAACAUGGACAGACUUCGAAACAUCAUCAUCAGAUCGUACUUGCAGCACUUGAGGGAUCUAGAAACAUCCCCACAGUAUUUGCUAAACGAAUUUUUGAUAAAAUAUUUUAUUUAUGGUAGGAACAUAGAGGAUUUGGAAAACUGCUUAAAUUUGAAAAAAAUUUAUAUCGGUUUGUUAAAUGAGAAUGAAUGUUAUUGGAAGGAAAUUUUAAAAAAAUUUUUUAUUGACAAUCACUACGUAGAGGUAAGAUGUUACCCUAGUUAUAAAAAAGCAAAGAAAAUUGAAUUGUUCGAAAAAAAAUUGGUAGAAAGUGAGCAGAAAAAAUAUGGAAUGGAAAAAUUAAAUAAUAUGGUGAAACAUAUAAGGAAAAUAAAGGAAAGCAUGGAAAAGAAACCGCCCAAAAGUUUGCUAAACAUUGUGAAGUCCGCCAGUCCUAAAAAUGUGUUUAUCGAUGGAAUUACAGUUUUUAGAAAUUUCAAGUCGGUGGAAAGGGAAUUGGAAGAGGAGAUAUCAAAAGAGGGGUCCACCAAUGAACUGUGUGAUACCAAGAAUUACAUGGAUGGAGCAAAUGGAGCGCAUGCCUCGGAAGAGGGGCUUCCCCAUGUAAACGGGAUAAAUGUAUCUGACGAUGUUGCUGGUCUUUUGCAAUCAAUUGAGAAUGAUUUAAAGCGAGUGAUAUUUCCUAUCCAACUGAGUUAUAUUCAAUCGAACUUCGUUUCGAUAAAUGUACUUAUAAACUCGAACAACAUUGAUGAGGAGUUAAAGAAAUACAUUCCUCUGUUAAGUUACUUACUAUUCGAAACAGAUGUACAGGUGAAUAAUAGAAGUGUUAAAUGUGAAUUGUUUAUGGAAGAGUUGAUAAGAAAUACAAUAAAUUAUGACUGCAAUUAUGGUUUAGGAGGUAAUGCAAAAAAUUUUAAAUCUGGAAAUUUAGGAAAUAUAUUAUGUAUACAAAUAGUAGGGUUAUUACAGAAUUAUGAAAAGUUAUUUGAUCUUUUAUUUUUGUCAGUUUUUAAAAUGAAUAUAACAUUAGAAAGACUAGAGUUGAUACUAAAAUCUGCUUAUCAGAAUUUAUUACAAAAAAAAAUAAAACCCAAAACGUUAGUUGUUAAUUUAGAAUAUGCAUUAAGGUAUAUGAAGAAUAGUAACUCAGGUAUAGUUUCCAUAGGACAACAAGAAUUAAUUUUACAACUAAUUGAAAAUAAAAAGAAUUUGGACGAAUUAUAUAACAAGUUGAAUACUUUAAAAACUCAGCUCUUUCAUUUGAAAAACUUUGCUCUAGUUAUCGAUGGGAAUUUUUCAAAAAUAAAAAAUAUUUUCGCGUGGUAUGAUAAAUGGUUCAGUAUUCACAAGGAGGGCAGUUACACUGUAAACGACCCAAUCGUGGACCUGUGCUUUGGUGAAGCAGAAACGAAGAGAUUGGGUGAAAUCAAAGGACUGGAUGAACCGAAGGCAGAAGACAAAACAUACGAAACAGAUGAAACGAAUGAAGCAGAUAAAUCAGAUUGUCGUAACUCUUGCAAUUAUUUGGAAAUUGCCACGAACUAUGAUGAGAAUAACCCCCCCUGCGCUUCUCUAUAUGAAGAGACUUCCAACGUAAGCUCUGUCAAUCACGUCAGUACAAGCACUGGGGAAGGAAGCAAAGAUGACAAAGAUUGCAACAUUAGAAGCAAUGAGGACAGAAAAAUUAACAAUGAUGGAGGUCAAUGUAACGAUGGAAACACAGGCAAGAACGAAGGAAUCCUAGUAGGGGGAGUCUCUAAGCCGAAGGGGGAAUGCAAAUAUGUUUGCUUGGGGCCGAGCGUUCACAGAAGCUUGAAGAAAUACCUGGAUGCAGAAUUCGAAAAGGAAGACAAGAAUUUCAUGCAUAAUAUAAUAAAGAAUGACGCAUAUAAUGGAAUAGUAUGUGGCAUAAAAAGUACGGAUGUAUCCUAUUUGAAACUAACAGUUAAAGCACCUUCAGGAUAUGGUAACAAAGAUUACUGUGCUUUGUUAAUAUUACGAGAAUUUUUUUCUAUGACAGAAGGACCGUUAUACAGUAGUAUAAGAGGUGGAGGCUUUGCAUAUGAGUGUGCAUUAGAAUUUAAUUGUAUUUUAGGUGAAUUAAGUUUGCGUAUAUAUAGGUCUAGUGAUAUUAUAUGUGCAUUAAAAGAAGCAUUAAAAAUUUUUGAGUAUUAUUGUACAAAUGAAAUGAAAGAAGAUGAAUUAUCCAUUGCUAAGUGUAGUGCAUACUAUACUAUUUUUAAUAACCAAGAAACUGUAUUAGAUAGAGCUUCACAAACCAUUUUUUUAAGUCUAAAAAAUUUAAGUUUAAACUUUUAUGAAAACUUAUUAGCACAAAUUGAAAAUAUUACUACAAAAAAUCUUUUAGAAAUAUGCCAGAAGUACUUAUCUCGUAUUGUUAAUUUUAAAAUGGAUGAGCAUAACGCAUUGAUAGGAUCUACCUUAUGUAUUAUCUGUUGUUCAGAAAAAACGGAUGAAAUUCAAAAUUCGUUGAAAACAGAUAUCAAGUUUGGACAAAUUUGUAAUUUGAACGUUGGUCAGCUUUUUCAUUUUUUCAAGCAUUACGAUUUGGUUUCGUGUCUUAAGGUCUCUUCAUACAAAACUAAUGGGGAAGAUCCGGGUGAGAGCAGCGAUGCGAAUAGAGAUACCCAUGACGACGAUCGUGGUAAUGAGGAUGGUGAAAGUGAAGAUGGGGAAGACGUUACAGAAGAUUCUUCAAGCAGUUGCAAAUCCUCGAUUUAUUUGGACGAUGACAGCUAUCCCGGGUAUUCAGACUAUUAG
Plasmodium malariae is the source of this 4164-nucleotide messenger RNA. Its product is annotated as insulinase, putative. Bases 1 to 4164 code for a protein of 1387 amino acids. The transcript has a single exon. Lineage: Eukaryota; Apicomplexa; Aconoidasida; Haemosporida; Plasmodiidae. The record is from RefSeq and is a predicted model, not a curated record. Gene Ontology annotation, molecular function: metal ion binding.